UGGUUGACUUGCUCCAGGAUGUUAGCGUUGACUUCCCGGAUGCUAUGUGUACACAACUGCAAUUAGAUGUUAACUCUUCAUUGUUUUUGCUCUAGUCGUUCGUUCUUGAUUAGAGGUUUUAAUAGCAAGAAUUUCGGGUCAGCUCUCCGCCAAAAUGCUGCUCGCGAUAAAUCCACUGUUCUCAAUGGAGCCCCAUAGGACGAGACUGAGACAAUGAGAAGAGUAACACAGACAACAACUCACUGACGGUCUGAGGAAUUCCUUUUUCUUUGAUUUAGUGACACUGACUGACAGUAUGUUUGUGACCGCUUAUUUGGCCCUUGUGGUAUUGGCUGGCCUCUGCAUUGCCCUGGAGCUUGCUUCCCGUCGACUGUCACCUCAGCAAACAGCCACAACCACUGUCGCCAACCCUGCGUUCUGUCGCUUUCAGAGACUCUUCCUGCGGGGCUACCUCCUGGCCCUGUGGGCAGACUGGCUCCAGGGGCCCUACCUGUACAAGCUCUACCGCCACUACAGCUUCCUGGAGUCUCAAAUAGCCAUACUGUAUGUGUGUGGGCUUGCGUCCUGCGUGCUUUUUGCUCCUGUGGCCGGCUGGCUCCCACAAGCCCUUGGCCGUAGACGUACCUGCCUACUUUUUUGCCUGGCUUACUCAGCCUGCUGUAUUACCAAACUGUCACGGGACUACUUUGUGCUCAUCUUAGGACGCGUCCUGGGUGGCCUGUCCACCUCCCUGCUGACCACCUCCUUCGAGGCUUGGUAUCUACACCGGCACGUGCAUGUUCAUGACUUCCCCAAGGAGUGGAUCCCAGCCACCUUCGGCAAGGCAGCUAACUGGAACCACGGCCUUGCCGUCUGUGCCGGUCUGGUGGCCAACUUGUUUGCGGAGUGGCUGGGCCUGGGUCCUGUGGCACCCUUUCUGCUGGCCAUCCCAGCUCUGGCAGCAUGCGGCUGGGUGGUGCUGACGGACUGGGGCCAGGAGGAGAGGUUGGAGGGUGCUGAGGGCAAAGACAAGAACGGGCCCCUACUGGGAGGCUCCAACACUGGAUCAUCAUCAUCCUCCGCAGUUGGACGCUCGUCAGCACAGACACGCUUCUGGCGCAGCUGCCUGGAGGGCCUGCGAUGCCUGCUGUCGGACCGGCGUGUGCUGCUGCUGGGCGGUGUGCAGGCGCUCUUUGAAGGUGUGCUCUACAUUUUCGUGUUCCUAUGGACACCUGUGCUGGACCCACAUGGGCCACCGCUGGGCAUCGUCUUCUCUUGUCUGAUGGCAGCCGGCUUGGCGGGCUCCAUCCUCUACCGUCUAGCCACGUCGGCCCGCUACCGGCUGCAGCCUGCUCAUCUGCUGUGCCUGGCCGUGCUGCUGGCGUUCUUCUCCUUCUUCAUGCUCACCUUCUCCACGGCCCCUGGGCAGCCGCGGCCCCGAGAGUCCCUGCUGGCUUUUCUCCUGCUGGAGCUGGCGUGCGGACUCUACUUCCCGGCUGUCAGCUUCCUGCAGGGCCGCGUGGUCCCCGUGGAGCUGAGGGCUGGGGUGCUAGCCUGGUUCCGGCUGCCUCUGCAUCUCCUGGCUUGCCUGGGGCUCCUGGCACUGCAUGGGGAGGUUUCGGGUACUGGUGGGGGGGAGUCGGGCGGGGGCACCAGGCAUAUGUUUGCAGGUUGCGCUGCCAUGAUGCUAGCUGCCCUGCUGGCCGUGGUAAGCCUCUUUACUCUAGGGAGGAACGAUGCCGAUCUUCGCCUGGAGGGAACUCGUGGAGAGGGGGAGGGCUGAUUAGGAUGUGAAGGAACUGCCGGGGACCAGAUGAUGAGGACCAUGAACUUUCAGCUUUACAAAUGUUUUGCGUCUGUGUUGCCAUCGGUUUGCCACUGAGACAUUAAAGAUUUUUCUUUAUCGUUA
Molecule: messenger RNA, 1888 nt
Organism: Clupea harengus (Atlantic herring)
Lineage: Eukaryota; Metazoa; Chordata; Actinopteri; Clupeiformes; Clupeidae
Gene: slc61a1
Product: solute carrier family 61 member 1
Biological process (GO): molybdate ion transport
Cellular component (GO): membrane
Molecular function (GO): molybdate ion transmembrane transporter activity
Source: RefSeq, a predicted model, not a curated record